This is a messenger RNA of Rasamsonia emersonii CBS 393.64, 2340 nucleotides long. Its product is annotated as SDA1 domain protein. The transcript is spliced from 3 exons. The coding region runs from base 1 to 2340 and encodes 779 amino acids. The record is from RefSeq and is a predicted model, not a curated record. Lineage: Eukaryota; Fungi; Ascomycota; Eurotiomycetes; Eurotiales; Trichocomaceae. Gene Ontology annotation, biological process: ribosomal large subunit biogenesis; ribosomal large subunit export from nucleus. Gene Ontology annotation, cellular component: nucleolus.
AUGGGGAAGAGAAAAUUGGGUGCGUUGGAAAAGGUUGAGGCUGACCUGCCCAACCUCCAACAGAAAAUACGGCGUGAUCCCAAAUCCUAUGUGGAGGACUUCCGCGCCCAAUACUACCAAUAUGAGAGCCACCGUGAGAUUUUCAUGGCGGCGCCGUCGUCGAGCACAGAAGCGGGUAUAAUAUCGCUCCGCGAUCUCAUCGACUUCAUUUCGCACGUCGCAGACUGUUACCCGGAUAUCACCAAAGAAUUCCCGCAGCAGUUGAUUGAAAUGCUCACUCAGCAUCAUACGUUGCUGGAACCGGAGCUCAGAGAAAAGAUCGUGGGAAGCCUGGUGCUUCUGAGGAAAAAGGAUAUUAUAGAUUCCGUGACGUAUGACACACCUGCUAUUGUAUCGAUAUGUUCGCUCGCUGACCUGGUUCUUUGCGGUGGUAGUCUUCUCAAUACCCUGUUCCCUAUUCUUGUAUCCACGCCCAGCAAAACCCUGCGCGAAUUAUUAUUCCAAAAAAUUCUUUCCGACCUACGGGCUUCAAAUGCAAAGGCCACAAAUCACAAGCUCAACCGGACAAUGCAAACCGUACUUUUUAAUCUGGUCACGUCGGACCGCACUUCUUCGAAAGGACUAUGGGCAAUCAAACUUACAAGGGAGCUGUGGAAGCGGCAGAUCUGGACGGAUGCCAAGGCCGUUGAAAUCAUGAAGGAAGCCAGUCUGGCGGAUAACGAAAAGGUUAUCGUAGGCGGCAUUCGUUUCUUUCUGGGCGGAGACAAGGAACGAGAAGAAAUGGAAGAUGAGAGCAGCGAUGAGGAUGUUAUAGAUGUCGGUAGGGUGAAGCAUCAACUCGGGGUCAAUAAGAAGAGUGGGAAAAAGCUGCGGCAAGUGGAAAAAGCUGUUGCAACGGUCAAGAAGAGAGAGAGGAGGAAGAAGCAGCCACACAUUCUCAACUUCUCAGCGUUGCAUCUGCUACAUGACUCACAGGGCUUCGCAGAGAAUUUGUUCUCUAAGCACCUUCAGAAUACCAAGUCCAAGCUCAAUCUCGAGCAAAGACUUCUGGUGCUACAGCUCGUAUCGCGUUUAGUCGGCUUACACAAGCUGACUCUCAUGCACCUCUAUUCUUACUUCCAGAAGUUCCUCACUCCGCGACAGCCAUCGGUGACGUCGUUCCUGGCAUCUCUUGCUCAGGCAACUCAUAACCUAGUUCCGCCGGAUGUCCUCGAGCCUUUGGUUCAGAAAAUUGCAAAUGAAUUCGUUUCUGAAGCCGCAGCGGCUGAAGUUGCAUCGGCCGGUCUCAAUGCGAUCCGGGAGAUCUGUGCGCGCCAGCCUCUGGCCAUGAAUGAGACCCUGUUACAGGAUUUGGUGUUGUAUAGAAAGAGUAAGGACAAGGGUGUCAUGAUGGCGGCAAGAAGUCUUCUAGCACUUUACCGAGAAGUGGGCCCAGAGAUGUUGAAACCACGUGAUAGAGGCAAGGAAGCAGCAAUGAGCUUGCAGUCAGGGGAGAAAAAAGAGAUUCGCUUCGGCGAAGAAGCCCCUGGUGAGAUUAAAGGUCUUGAAUUGUUGGAAAAGUGGAAGGAGGAAGAGCGGAGGAAGAAGAGGCGUGAGAAAGGGUUGCCAUCAGAUGCAGAAGAUGAGGACGAAGACGAAGAUGAAGAGGCUGGAUGGGCCAAUUGGGAGGUCGAAGAAGACGACAGUGACGACUCCGGAGGAUGGAUCGAUGUGGAGAGCGAUGCGGAGAUCGAAAUCAGCGACUCCGAUGAUGAUGAGCCGCCCUCCAAGAAAGCCAAGAAGGAGACUGAGAAUGAGGAGAAUGAGAAUGACGAUAACCAAGCGAACGGUGUGGAAAAAGAAGGGGAAACGGAAGAGAAAUCCGUCAGUAAGCUUGCUACGACUCGGAUCCUCACACCGGCCGAUCUGGCCAAACUGGCCGAACUUCGUUCUCAGGCUAAGGUGACCUCCCUCCUCCCGGGUUCGAAGUCCAAGCGUGUCCAGCAGGCCGCGCAGGCUCAUGCCAACCGGCACAUCGAUGACCCUCUCACGGCAGAGGAGAUUGAGGGAUUUGCGGCCCUCUCUAAGGGGAAGAUGACACGUGAAGAGAAGAUCGCCCAUGCAAAAGAAAACAAGACAGAUCGUUCAGAAUUCAAGAGUAAAGCGGCCCGGAAGAAGCAGCGAAAGGAAGAGCAGGGCAAGAGUUUGACAAAUCGAGAGAAGGCUCGCAAGAAGAACGUCCUGAUGACUCUCGGCAAGGCGAAAAAGAAGGGGAAGCGAAGCCUGGUCGAAACGAGGCGCGUGCUGAAGCUGCAUCAUGAGAGGCAAAAGAGAGGGGGCAGACUGGGGAACAGGGGUUAA